AGAAUUUUGGCGCGCAUUUUUACAGCUGACUCUUGUUGUUGUGGGACGGCUGAGGGUUUCCUGUCAUGUGUGCCUGAUUUACCCCGUGUCCCUGCUCCCCCUGGCCUUGUGUUGCUAAAGAGGAUACCAAGAUGCCUCUCCAGAACACGGGGAAGUUCAAACCUGAUAGAUUUAGUGGUAAUAAGGAGGGAGAUGCGAGUGGGGCAGGUGACGGUUCUGAGAGACGCUUGCAGCAGAGCCUGGAGAAUGACGCCACAGAUGAAAAGUUUGGGUUUGUGCGGUACACCAAGCCACUGGAGAUGGUGGGCUGGCUGCUCAACAUGCAUCCUACUGAAAUUCUUAAUGAAGAGAAAAGGUUAAUCAGUGCUGUCGACUACUACUUCAUCAAGGAAGAUGGAUCCAGAUUCAAGGUGUCACUGCCAUACCAGCCAUACUUCUAUGUCAUGACCAAGAAGGAAGUCACUCAGGAAGUUGCUACUUUUUUGUCCAAGAAGUUUUCUGGUAUGAUUUCUAAAGUGGAAGUUGUUAAAAAGGAAGAUCUGGAUCUGGACAAUCACUUGAGUGGGCUGAAGCAGACUUUACUGAAGCUUUCUUUCAUGACUGUGAAUGAUCUUGUGAAAGUGAGAAACACCAUCAACACUGCUGUCAGAAGGAACAAAGAGGUGGCGAGCUCCAAGACUGUGUUCACAGAGAUGCUGUCGGCUCACUUUGCUGGGGAGACAAGUGAUGGUAACAAGCGCAUGCAGGACCAUCUGGAGAACAUCUUGGACAUCAGGGAGUAUGAUGUCCCCUACCAUGUGCGGGUCUCCAUUGACUGCAAAAUCUUUGUGGGGCUGUGGUACUCCAUCCAGAGGUGCAGCACAGGCUUCCCCUCCAUCACACGGCGGGAGGACCUGCUGGUGUGGCCCGACUGCAUUGUGCUGGCCUAUGACAUCGAGACCACCAAACUGCCCCUUAAGUUUCCAGACCCCAACUCAGACCAAGUCAUGAUGAUCUCAUACAUGAUUGAUGGGCAGGGAUUCCUGAUUGUCAACCGGGAAAUAGUGACAGAGGAUGUGGAGGACUUUGAGUAUACGCCACGGCCAGAGUUUGAGGGACCCUUCACCGUUUUCAACGAGCCAAAUGAAAAGAACGUGAUCAGGAGAUUCUUUGAUCACAUUCUAGAGGUGAAACCGCACAUCUUUGUCACAUACAACGGAGAUUUCUUUGAUUGGCCGUUUGUGGAGGCUCGGGCCAAGAUGCACGACAUGGACAUGGCCAAGGAGAUUGGCUUUGCAAAGAGCCGUGAUGGCGUCUAUUCCUCCCGACCCAGCAUGCACAUGGACUGCUUCUGCUGGGUGAAGAGAGAUUCAUACUUACCUGUUGGAUCUCAGAACCUGAAGGCCGUGGCCAAGGCCAAGCUGCAUUAUGAUCCAGUGGAAAUAGAUCCAGAAGACAUGUGUACCUUUGCAGUAGAGCAGCCACAGGUUCUGGCAAACUAUUCCGUGUCAGAUGCCGUGGCAACUUACUACCUUUACAUGAAGUACGUCCAUCCCUUCAUUGUGGCUCUGUGCACCAUCAUUCCCAUGGAGCCUGACGAGGUGCUGCGCAAGGGUUCAGGUACUCUGUGUGAGGCGUUGUUGAUGGUGCAGGCCUACCAUGCCAAUAUUGUCUACCCCAACAAACAACAGUCCAUCCUAAACAAGCAGACCGCUGAUGGCCAUGUGCUGGACCAGGAGACAUACGUUGGAGGCCACGUGGAGGCCAUUGAGUCUGGGGUUUUUCGAGCAGACAUUCCCUGCAGCUUUAGGAUGGUGCCAGAAGCAUACCAGAAGCUUCUGAACAAUGUGGAGCGCACCAUCAAGUUCUGUAUUGAGGUUGAGCAAGGCAUUCCAUUGGACCAAGUGACCAACUACACUGAGGUGGUGGAAGACAUCAAGGCAAAGCUGGCAAACUUGCGGGACUCACCAUAUUGUCUGAAGAAGCCUCUCAUCUACCACUUGGAUGUGGGCGCCAUGUACCCCAAUAUCAUCCUCACAAACCGCUUGCAGCCAUCUGCCAUGGUUGAUGAGAGUGCUUGUGCUGUGUGUGAUUUCAACAAGCCAGGAGCCACAUGCCAGCGCAAGAUGUCCUGGAUCUGGCGUGGUGAUGUCAUGCCAGCUUCACGUAGUGAGUUCCAACAACUUAAGCUGCAGCUGGAGACAGAGCACUUCCCUCCGGCUGAGCCAGGCGGAGAGCGCAGGGCAUUUCACCAGCUGAACAAGGAAGAGCAGGCAGCUGUGGAAAAGAAGCGUCUUCAGGACUACUGUCGCAAGGCUUACAAGAAGACCAAGACCACCCGCACUGAGGAACGCUGGCAAACAAUUUGCCAGCGAGAGAACAGCUUCUACAUCAGCACUGUGCGCUCCUUUAGGGACCGCCGCUACGAGUACAAGGGACUGCUGAAGGUGGCCAAGAAGGAUGUGGCAAAGGCACAGGAGAAGGGAGAUCCAUCAGAGAUCAAGGCAGCCAAUGCAAAGGCGGUGCUGUACGACUCCCUGCAGCUGGCUCACAAGUGCAUCCUCAACUCCUUCUAUGGGUAUGUGAUGAGGAAGGGCUCCCGCUGGCAUUCCAUGGAGAUGGCAGGCAUUGUGUGCUACACUGGGGCAACCAUCAUCACCCGCUCCAGGGAGAUCAUUGAGCAGAUUGGUCGUCCUCUUGAGCUGGACACUGACGGCAUUUGGUGCAUCCUUCCUGACUCCUUCCCAGAGAAGUACACCAUCACCACAACCAAUCCCAAGAAGGCCAAGGUUGUCAUAGAGUAUCCGGGCGCCAUGCUCAACGUCAUGGUCAAGGACCACUACACCAACCACCAGUACCACGACCUCGUGGAUCCCGAGAAUCUGGAGUAUUCUGUGCGGUCAGAAAACUCCAUCUUCUUUGAGGUUGACGGCCCCUACAAAGCCAUGAUACUCCCAGCAUCCAAAGAGGAAGGGAAGAAGCUGAAGAAACGUUAUGCUGUGUUUGAGUUUGACGGUUCACUGGCAGAACUGAAAGGUUUUGAGGUGAAGCGUCGAGGGGAGCUGCAGCUCAUCAAGAUCUUCCAGUCAUCUGUGUUUAGUGCCUUUCUGCAAGGAGACACCUUGGAGUCUUGUUAUGCCAGCGUAGCCACGGUUGCAGACUACUGGCUGGAUGUCUUGUACAGCAAGGCUGCCAACAUGCCAGACUCAGAGCUGUUUGAGCUGAUUGCUGAGAACAGAUCCAUGAGCAAGAAACUUGAGGAAUAUGGUAACCAGAAAUCCACUUCCAUCUCCACCGCCAAGAGACUCGCUGAAUUCCUUGGUGACCAGAUGGUGAAGGACGCAGGGCUGAGCUGCCGCUACAUCAUAUCCAAGAAGCCAGAUGGAGCCCCAGUGACUGAGAGAGCCAUUCCCCUUAACAUCUUCCAGACGGAGCCGUCCGUGAAGCACCACUACCUGCGGCGCUGGCUCAAGGAUCCCUCCCUCUGCAACUUUGACAUCAGAAACAUUUUGGAUUGGAACUAUUACAUUGAGAGACUGUCAGGCACAAUUAUGAAGAUUGUUACUAUACCUGCUGCUCUCCAGGGUGUUGAGAACCCAGUGCCUCGAGUGCCUCACCCCAAGUGGUUGCACAAGAGGAUGAUGGAGAGGAACGACACCUUAAAGCAGAAACGUAUUACUGACAUGUUCUCUGUUAUUGCCAAGCCCACACCGAGGCCCCAGACAGUGGAGGAGGAUUCUGAGGAUCUUUUUGCAUCCCAAGAAACACCUGAUAUAGAAGAUGUGUUGUCAUCAAAUUCUAUAAACAAAAAGGCUUUGGGACCGGCUGUGACAAGCAAGCGCAAAAGACCAGCAGACUCACUUCAGGCAGACACAAGUCAUCUGAACAGGAGUUGGAGGGAUGCUUUGGGCAACCCACCCAAGAUGGGAAGCUCUAAGGAAGGGCUUCGGGCGUGGAUUCAAUUCCAAAAGAAAAAGUGGGAGUUUCAACAACAGCAGAGGAGCAGUCAGGCCAAGAGGACACGCAAAGACUGGAUGACCUUUGGGGGUGGGGUGAGCAGGGGGGAGGCUGGCAGUGGCAGAGUGGUGAGGUCUGGGCCAGCCAUGACAUUAGGGGGCUUCCUGCGUCAGGCUCACCGCACACUGCUGGAUGUUCCUUGGCAGAUUAUUCAGCUUGCAGAGACAAACACUCCAGGACAGUUCAAGCUGUGGGCUUUGGUGGGUAGUGACCUUCAUCUCAUCAAGCUCAUCAUUCCUAGAGUGUUCUACAUCAACCUGCGAUCACCCAAGGAGGAAUCCGAGAAUGACAGUGGAACCUGGAGGAAGGUGAACAAGACGUUGCCUCGCUGCUACCCGGUGCACCACCUCUAUGAGUACAGCCUGCCAGAAGAGGUGUUCAGGAAGCACAGCAGCGGCCUGGUGGCUGAUCUCUCCUCCCCAGACGUGGAGGGGAUUUACGAAACUCAGGUGCCCUUGGAGUUCAGGGCCAUGGUCCAGCUUGGGUGUGUGUGUGUGGUGGACAGAUCCCUUACUCAGGGAGAAACGGAUACAUUUGAAUUAAAUCAAUUGAAAUUCAAAACAGUGGCUCAAUACCAGUAUUUAGAGGAAGGCAGCAUGCGUCAUAUCUAUUUCUACCACCACUCCAGCGGGAACAAAGCUAUGUUUGGCAUUUUCUUCACCACAGCAAAAAAGGCGAGCAUCUUUGUGCUUGACACAGUCCGUACCAAUCAGAUGCCAAACAUGGCAAACUUAUACAAUACUGAAAGAAAUACAAGGAUAGCUAGUGGGAUUGAAGACUCAAAUCUUCCAGAAGCCAACUUUGAAUUUGAUGUCAAGUUUGAAACAGAAGCUAGAAAAAUACACCGUCAAAUUCAACGUGUUUUGCAAAGUUACAGAGAUGAGAAAAAAGGGCCCACUCUGGUGGCAGUCCAGUCUCCAAUGAGGCUCACAAGCUUGACAUCUCAGAUGCCUGAUCUAGGAGAGUUUCCUCAGGUACCAAUUCACAUAACAGACCCUGAGACAAUGUACAACGUCCUGGACUGGCAGCACAAAGGGGCACGUGCAAUGGUGCGUCACUUCCUAGGAGUGAAGCAGCUGCUUUCAACUUCCAUGGAGCAGAGUCGCUACUUCCACAUUCCUGUUGGCAACCUUCCCCGUGACACUACAGCUUUUGGGGCAGAUCUCUUCUAUGCCAGGCACCUGCAGAAGCACAACACAGUCCUUUGGGCCUCACCAGGACCCAGGCCAGACCUUGGAGGUCAUGAACAUGAUGACAACAGGGCAGUGUUAGAGCCUGAUGGAAUAUCAGUCACUUCCCAAAUCAACCACUCUAGCUGUUACUCCACAGUGUGUGUCGAGCUGGAUGUUGAUGCUCUGGCAGUCACUACCAUACUCCAGGCAAACAAUAUUAAUGAAAUGGAGGGAACUAGCAGCAGUGUGGCCUUUGAUGCGGCUCCUCAGGCGUCACUGCAGGACAUGAUGAGUGGGCCAGACUCCUCUGCCACAGUUUAUGAUGAGACGUCUCGCAGCGCCUCGGCUUUUAAAGUUCUCCGUCAGAUGGUUGCCGCUUGGCUGCGUGAUGUCUCAGUGUACAAGAAUGUGUUUGCAGAUUAUCAGAUUAUACACUUUUACCGCUGGCUGCAUGAUCCAAACUCCCUCCUGUAUGACCCGGCCCUGCAUCGCAUGCUGCGCAACCUGAUGCGGAAGCUCUUCCUUCACCUCAUUGCUGAGUUCAAGAGACUUGGAGCAGUCAUAGUACAUGCCAACUUCAACAAAAUUAUACUCUGCACCAGAAAAAAGAGAUUAGAAGAUGCCAUAUCCUAUGUUCAGUAUGUUGUGAACAGCAUCCGUGGCAAGGAGCUCUUCCACUCCAUCGAUCUAUCCUUUAACCAGUGUUGGGAAUACCUCAUGUGGUUAGAUCCAUCCAAUCAUGGUGGUAUUAAAGGAAGGCUUCCCAAGGAAAUUCAGGACAGUGAGGAGAGUCAAGAGGAAAUAAGAAAUUCAAAUAGUGGAGUUGUUGAGAGUGAAGAACAAAGUAAUACUACUAUUGAUGAGGAAGGACCUCUAAUUGAAAUGGCCUGGAACCUUGCUGAGUUCUUGCCCAAGUGGUGUGACUGCCAGUCCAGCUUUAACAAUGUCAUAGCAUCAUACAUCUGCACCAUCUAUGAGAAGUUGCAGGAAGAGGCAAAUUGCCACACUCCCGGCUAUACUCCAAUGAAGAGAAAACCCUCAAGUCAAGCUUCUCAGCAGCCACCCCCUGCAGACUCCAACAAGACUUGUGCAGAGUUUGCUCGAGAACUGGUAGCUGGUCAGCUGGCACAAAAGCUGUACUUCCUGACUCAGCGCAUUCAUAAGAAGGGGGCUGCCAGUAAGGAGGUGGAGGACGCUGAAAACAGCAUGCUGUUGACUGCCUCAUUCCACCACUUCCCAGCGCUUGAGUUUGUGAAAAGUGUAACAAAAGUACUGUCUCUUGACAGUACUGUGACACAAGAGGUGUGCAAACUCCGAAGAGAUCUUCUUAAACUACUGAACAUUGGAGAGUUUUCACUCGAGGCUGAAUGGAAAGACCCUUGUGUGUCAUACAUCCUUCCAGAGGUUAUCUGCCACUCCUGCAACCACUGCCGCAACAUUGACCUUUGUAAAGAUGUGUAUCAAACUACUGAAAGUGGAAUGCGUGUGUGGCUUUGUCCGGUGUGUGACACCAGGUACUCCACGGGAGACAUCGAGCAGCAGCUGAUUGACUUGAUUCAGAACAAUUCCAUGGCUCUUGUUCUUCAGGAUCUGCAGUGUGAAAACUGUCUGGAGGUGAAGCAGCCCAACAUGACGGUUCACUGCAGCUGUGGUGGACACUUCAAGACUCUGGAGAACCACAAGGAGUUUGAAAAUAAGUUGCAAGUGUUCAAUAAAAUCUCUAUGCUUUUCAACAUGCCUCUCCUUGAAGAAAAUAUAAAAUGGAUUUCUGAAAAUAAUCACUGGCUGGUUUUGUGAUUUGUUGGCCAUCUGUGGCUUGAAAGUAUUUCAUAUAACUGCAUUUAGUUACAAUAAACAAACAGUUGUACAUAUAUAUUUCUUUAUAUAACAUUGGCAAUAUAAUUGUACAUAACGAAUUGUUGUCUGAAUUUUUUUUUUUUUUAUUGAAAAUUGUCUUGAAGUAUUUUUAGAUAUUCAAGCCCCAGAUGCAAUUUUGAAGACAUCCAAAUUCUUAAUGCCUAUAGACAAGGAGUUUGUAUUUAUUGUGUCAAUAAAUUAAUUUUAUAUAA
Scylla paramamosain (green mud crab) is the source of this 7237-nucleotide messenger RNA. It is a transcript of the gene DNApol-epsilon255, whose product is annotated as DNA polymerase epsilon catalytic subunit A-like. Gene Ontology annotation, molecular function: DNA binding; DNA-directed DNA polymerase activity; nucleotide binding. Gene Ontology annotation, biological process: nucleotide-excision repair, DNA gap filling; base-excision repair, gap-filling; DNA replication. The record is from RefSeq and is a predicted model, not a curated record. Gene Ontology annotation, cellular component: nucleus; epsilon DNA polymerase complex. NCBI's taxonomy places the organism in Eukaryota, Metazoa, Arthropoda, Malacostraca, Decapoda, Portunidae.